Molecule: messenger RNA, 914 nt
Organism: Theobroma umbraticum
Lineage: Eukaryota; Viridiplantae; Streptophyta; Magnoliopsida; Malvales; Malvaceae
Biological process (GO): protein ubiquitination
Cellular component (GO): cytoplasm
Molecular function (GO): ubiquitin protein ligase activity
Source: RefSeq, a predicted model, not a curated record
UCCUUCACUUGUAAAACAUUCCGGCAUCCUAGUUUCUCAGUGUGCUCUUCGUGUGUUCCUGUCUGUUUCCAAAUUUAGUUUUUCCUUUCCUUUAAAUUUCUUCGCUCUUUGUUUUAUUUUUCUCAACAAUGGCAGACGGGAACAUGAGUGCCUCUCACGUUUCGAUCGUUGACAUGGAAGUUCCAUGCGACAAAACGUCGUCGUCUUCUUCGUCUUCGUCGUCGUCGCCUCCUAUGUUCGAAAUUGAGGUUAAGGCGACGUUUAUCAUCGUGGAGAAAAAUACCGGCGCAGGAGAUGAAAUGUUUGUCGAGGCCGGGAGGAUUAUUUCUCACGUGAUCCACGAGUUUCCUAUGGAAGACUUGAUUAACGAUGGCAACGGUGCCGUCUCAGAUAUGCUCAACUCCAUGCGCGUCCCGGUUCAGCCGUCCAUGGUGGAAGAAAUCGCCAUCUGCGCGGUGCGCUUGGUGACGGCUGUUAGAUACAGAAACAGCAAGGUUUUGAGGAUGCAGGUGGAGAUUGAAGCGGUUGUGGAUGACGUUCCUGACUUUGGGACUGAUGAUGACACGGACGGUGAUGAUAAUGAUGCUGAUGAAGGGCCGGUGAAGGCGGAGGAACUGGCGGAGAAUGUGGGGAAGGUGGUGGUUGAGGGGUCUGGAAAGGAUUGUCCAAUCUGUUUGGAAGAGUUGGUAGUGGGUUUCGAAGCGGCGUGCAUGCCUUGCUCGCAUGUUUUUCAUGAUCAUUGCAUCGUGACUUGGCUGAAGAGGAAGAAACGCUGCCCUUGUUGCCGUUUUAAGUUGUCCGGAUGAAAUGAAUUUUAGGGUUAGAUUUUGAAAGAGAAGUUGAUGAAGGAGUUUGUUAUUGAAAAGCUUUUUCUGUUUUUCUUUUUCGUAUGGAUUUUCUUUUCCUAAAAUUAA